Molecule: messenger RNA, 7488 nt
Organism: Esox lucius (northern pike)
Lineage: Eukaryota; Metazoa; Chordata; Actinopteri; Esociformes; Esocidae
Product: KIAA1549-like a
Exons: 23
Coding region: 702-4619 (1305 amino acids)
Source: RefSeq, a predicted model, not a curated record
UGGUUGUUGACAACCUGUUUGAGUAAAUCGUUUUCUUGCUUGGAAGGAUUAACUAAUUGGUCUUCAUCGACGUGCUAGUUGGGAUGUUUGACCCGUGGGUGAAUUAUACUUUUAUUAUAGAAGCGUACUCCAAAUGGGUUGUUCAUCUGGUAGAACUCUUUCUAUGAUUACAAUCGCCUUACAAGCAAUUAACCAAGGUGGAGAAAGUAGCGUACCUUCUGGUUAAUUCUGCUUUUAGAAAAUGACUUAUUAAAAAAUUGAUUUUACCAACACCAACUGCAACGUCGUCUCAUGAGUGACAUUACAAAUCCAUUUAUUAUAUCCAAAACAUUUAGAAUGUUGUGUCUUUCUGUGCGUAAAUAAUUGUAUUUGAUUGGGCCUAUUAAAAAAAAUCGAAAUGGCCCACUUGCGGUGUGAUCUGACGCAAACCUACAGGCCACUGCACAUCGUCAGUCAAUGGGAACGUUGAUUUCCUAUAAUGCCGCCUCCCAAACAACUGUGUGUUUUGAAUUCUCAAAACAGCGGAGUGGCCUUUGUGCCUAGAGUGGUCUGCGUUCAGUCAUGAGCGAAACGCGUCUAUUUGAACUUAACCUGUUUGAUCGACAAUUGUUGGCAACGUUUAUGGAGGUCACAGACUCACCUUCUAGACAACAUGUAUUUGAAAGUUUUAUACUCAACAGAAAUACAUUAGGCUGUUCAUUAUGCAGUCACUGAUAAAAAGAGAUGAAGGGCGCUACAACAAAUCAUCGGGGCAUGCGGCUCUGCUACAGUAUCCGGCCACGCCCUCCAACCUCUCCGUCAGGGCCACGCCCUCCAACCUCUCUGUCAGGGCCACUCCCUCCAACCUCUCUAUCAGGGCCACGCCCUCCAACCUCCCUGUCAGGGCCACGCCAGUGGAGGACAGGCCCCGGGCCCUCCCAGCCAUGCCCACGGGCGCAACAGCCCCAGCAGAGGCAACAGCAGAGGGCAUGAGGGAGCAGCCGUGGUCCUCCUCUGUGCUGACCCUCCAGGGUAGCACUGACCAGCAGCCCCAGGCUCCUGGGCAACUGUCGGUGACGGCUAAUGCCACCUCAGCAUUCAGCAGUGACAAUCAAACCACAGGAACAACAGACCCUUUAUCUCUAUCCCCUGUAGCCAGCAGCAGCUCAAACAUCAGCUCUGAGGAGGCGGUCGGCGGUUUGCCGGCGAACCCGGAUUUGCCCACAGUCCCGGGGGUGUCCUCCCUGGCCACGCUGGGCGAGAGCGACGCCGCCCCCCUGGAGAAUGUGACCAGUCCGUUCUCUACCCGCGCGCUGAACGCUACUACACCGGCAAGGGCUAACGCUAACAGCACUUCAGCGUCCACCUCGGCUGCACACACCAAGCCAACACCAGACACUGUGACCAACGAAAGUCUACAGCUCACAACUGUCACCACCACGACGGUAACACCCCUGAAUGUGACCAGCACAACUGUGACACCCCAAACCGCGAUGGCUCCGACCACAGAGGGCGUUGCAACCACGACGUGGACCACUGCGACCACGGUGGGGGUAACCGCCCUCCGAGAGACCACGGUCCUGAUAACCACCGCUGAACCACCCGCCACGACCACGACCACUCCCAGCACGACGACGACUACUACCGCCAUGCUGCCCACAACUUUGACCGUCCACACCACGAGCACCAAAAUUGCGCUCGCCACCUCGCGAGUGACCACAACUGAAACUCCUCCCACCAGUGCUGAAGAGGACCGUUUACCAUGUAACAUCACUGAGAAGACUUGGGUGAAAACAGUUUUGUCCAUGCAGUUGUGGAGGAACAGGCUUGACAUCAUCGUGAGGGAGAAUCUGUCUAAAGGGCUCACCCAUGCUUUACAGAGGGCCUUCAAUGACACCAGUGUUUAUGUCCAGGUUGAACGUGACCUCUGCAGCCCUCACAAUGUGACCCUUGGGUACUAUGUAACCAGUGGGAAAACGGUUUACAUAGCAUCUGUGGUGGUGGAGACGGUAAAUGCCUAUGGCUUCGACAAAGUCCUGGCAGACAUCCGCCAGCACAGUCCUCUGGUGAAGGCUGUUCUGGUCCCUGUGGCCCACUGGGCCCCCAGCCUUAGUGUCCAUCUGCAGCUCAAAACCGUUCUCAGGUUUGUAGGCCCAGCGGACAACAUCUACUCGUGCAGUUUCGUUCAAAUGAUGGAGCAGCGUUUGGAGAAUGCCUUUGAGGACGCUCAGGACAAAGUGCUGGAAUCUUACGGCAGGCUUUCCGUUGAGAUCCAGGGCACGUUCCAGGCGACAGGCUCCCCUGCUGUAUCUCUGGUCUAUGUGGUCCAAAACCAGGAUGCUGUCCUGAAUGGAACGGUCUCCAGUGGGCUUCUCAAUCAGCUGACCGCAGAGAUGGUGGGCUACUUCCUCUUCUACCCACCGCUUGUCAUCGCUGAGCCGCUGGAGUACCACAAUCUGAAUACCUCUGCUGCCACCAAGCAGUACUGGGUCAUCACAGUAAUUCAGGAUGUUGACAGCUCUUCUCUGGAGGGGAAUUAUCAGAGCUUCGCUAGUUUAAUGGAGCAACGGCUAGCUGAGCUGUUUUUGGUGGCUGGGCGUCAGGGGAGCCAGGGGAGUCGCUUUAGAAGGGCCACCACUGUCGGGAGCUACACUGUCCAGAUGGUUGGAAUUCGUCGACUCCCUGGGCCGAAGAACCCCGCAGAAAUGACUUACUACACCCAACUGAACGGAGCCCCUUUAAGUGGCAUAACAGCAGCAAAGACCCUGAGCACCUUGGAUUCCCAAACCAUGGCCCUAACCCUGGGUUACUUUGUCCAGGUCCAAGCUGAUCCUGUGGUUAAGGUCCCGCCUGCCAAUCUGUGGAUCACGGCCGUGUUGACGCCUGUUGCCCUGGUAAUGGUAGUUGUCGUCAUGGUCAUCGCCAUCAUGUGGAAGAGGAACAGAAUCAUCUUCAAGACCGGCGCAUUCAGAAGCUUCAAAACGCGCUCCAAGACAUCCUAUCGGAGGGAGGGCAGUUAUCAUCACCAGCCUGUGCAGGGAUUUGACUAUGCCAAGAAACACAUGGGCCAUCAACAAGGUGAGGAGACGGUUACCAAGGAGACGCUGGUUCUGGGGCUUCCAGUCAGAGAUGCCCCAUUGUCACUGGACCGAAAGGUGCACCAGGAUGGGACCGCUUCCAAAAGACCUCCUUCUGCUGACAUCAUUCACAAAGGCAGGUUGCCAAGCGAGGACGGCUCGGUUACGAGCAACGAAUCCGGGAAACUCAACACGGGCAAGAGUCUGACGGCACGGAGGACUGCGCCACACAAGAACGCCAAGGAGGAUCUGCUACACAAGAGGAACGCAGACCCCUACGAGGACCACACAGGCUCACUCAGACUCAUCACCAUCAAGCCGAUGGCAGCUCAACCCACGUACUCCUACCCAUCCUCGUCCAGCCACAGCCAGGACUCGGUGGUCCUGAAUGGGGAGGCAAACAUGGGACUCAAGCAGAAAUCAGACAUCGAACAUUACAGGAAUAAACUUCGGCAAAAAGCUAAGAGGAAAGGAUACUGUGAUUUUCCCAUCACAGACAAUGGCAUCCACCAAUUUAACCCCAGAGAGAGGCACACCAGGCAUGAUAGUGUCAACGAACCAAUGACUGCUGAGGAGAAGAGAGCCUCCUAUGCAGGAUGCCACAUCAGGAGACAACCCCCAUCUAGAGAGCCAGCCUACUGGAGCCGUCAGUCCUUGGCUAACAGCAGCCCUAGCCCUGCGGAGACAGAGAUGGACCAUCUGGUCCUCAGGGAGAGGUCCAGGAGAGGUAUCCGCAACAGUGGCUAUGAUGCGGAACCAGAGCCAUUUGAGGAGACCAAUGUGGACCGACUGAUGAGCUCCCUGGGUUACAGUGGAAGCCAUCAGGUCAAGGGUCUCUCAGACUCGUCUACUCUAAGUUCUCAGCCCUCCAUCAACGAGGUCCAGCAGCAGAUGCAUAUGUUGCUGGGUAACGCAUUCGGGCUGGCCCCAGACGAGCCCCCCACCGCCAACAGCCACCAUCACCGACACCCCCAUCCGCAUCUUCACAGUUCCUACAACCCCAGCCAUACCAGCCCCUACUCUGAAGGGGUAACUAGCGCUCCUGGCACCAUGAACCACCCAUGUGGAGGGGGGCGCCAGCGCGGGCCUGCUUACGGGCCAGAAAUGCACCAGUGUAGCUUACCCAAGCCAGGCUUCAGGUUCACUCAGCUUCCUGACAUGGGCAUUGGACCCCCGCCACCUCUGAUUCCCUCCAGACCCGGACCCCCUCAAGGGACUUCAGUGAGGCGUUCUACACCCGACGUCAGCCUGAAGCCUCGCAUUUCCGAGGCCUCUGAGAUGCAGAGUCAGCACAAUGGCGCCCCCUAUCUGCCUAUCAAUAGAGCGCCCUUCCCUUCUGUUACUGUUGACCAGUCAAUGACCAGCUACUCAGGAAACCCAAUGACAGCAGUUUACGCCAUAUCGGCUAACCGUCCAGGUUACUCGGACUACUUUGUUAUGUCUCCACCAUCGUCGUAUGGAAGCCCAUCCUGGAUGUCCUACCCACCUGAACCUGAGGACAUCCCACACCAGUGGAAUGACACUGUAAACACAAACCCGUGUCAUUUAGAAACCAUUUGUUGAGAUCUAAUCUCUGGCACUGAGUGGAAACCGCAUAUUUCUCGGUGUCCUAUAGUUUGAGCAGUCGGGCCUCACUCCCUCACUCUGAGUACCCCUGGACUGGAGCACCCCGUCCUGCCCUUCACCCUGGCCUGCCUCCUCAGCCCAGCCAGGCCCUCUUUGCCCUGCUCCCUGAGCUACAGGUCUAACAGACCUCACAGUCUCCAGAUCAACUGCCACCAGCCAGCAGAGGACGGCCCAGACUAGAAUGCAGCACCAUCCCUACUGGUAGUGCCCUAUACAGCCUCAGCCGUGGUCCGGACCUGUCCGACGACGGGGCUGGCAAAGCUGGACUAACUGUGCUUUUUGAUGAUCCAAAUGAACGGAAAGAAGAGUUUUACCUACUGUACUACUGGUGGUUUAUGUGUAUUUUAAAAACGACAACAAAGAAACUAACUCGUCUUGAGCUGUAUCAGUUUCAGUUUUAGGAUAUUUGUGUGCUUUGUCAUUUACUUUAGUGCAUUACUUGUUUGUAAUGGGGGAAAAAAAAUAAUGUGAGUGCAUCUUUUGCGCUCACCCCAUUCCAAGGCAAAAAAAAGUGUGCAGGAGAAGCUUUGGUGUGAGGGUCAUUGUUUUAUUUAAUGCAAAAUGGAUUCAUUACCCUUUCCCCAUCAAAUUACUGUUUAAAAAAACAGUCACUUGUUCUGUUAUUCAUUAGAGGUUUGUCAGCCAACCAUGAUUACGAAAAGCUGGAUAGUCGUAUAUUGCAGCACACAAAUGAUCUUACAAUGGUUCUUUACUUACAAGUGUUAUGUAUUUGUAUUUGGAGAUUUUGACUUAUAUUGGGUCAUAUUCAUUCACUGGAUGGAGUGGUUAUAAUAAGGAGUGUUUAAUGGGCCGAAGGCAUAUUGAUUAAAUGUAUUAUGUAACGUGAUUACAUACAUUAUUGAAGAGACUUAUGCAAGCAUUGAGGAUUGAGAUGAAGAACGUUACUGCAUAUACAGCAUUUUGACAAUUAUUUUGAGACAUGUUGACUUGCUUUACAGCAUUUUGAAGGAUGAUCAAAUCUUUUUGAAACUUAUUUUCUAAUUUGGCAAGGGUACCAACACUUAGAUAUCUGACUGCCAGGGUCACCUAGUGUGCAAUGCAUCACAUUUCUAGCUUAUGAAAGUGCUGGUAAAUGCAUAGACAAUUACUCACAUGGUCAUAACAUAAGCAAAGAUGAUUUAUAAUAAUAUUUCACUCAUACCUCCUGAAUGGGUUAGAAAUCAACUGGAAUGUGAUGCCUGGGUUUUUUUCCCCAUGUACACCCAAAUACUGUAGUGGAUUUCCAUCCAUGCAGAUUGUAUUCAUGGAUUGCAAGUUUCCUAACAUUGUUUUAGCGUCCAUUUGGGGGCUACUCAAUGUAUACGCAAUUUGAUCUGGUGCAAUACCAAGGCUUGGAAACACUACACCAAAUAAUAAUAGCUAAACCUUUUGACAUUACUGAAAUUUAACUAGCCAAUGUUAACAUCAACAGCUGUUUUUGACUCAAUCUGCAAGCUAAUGACAGUAUCAACAUUUGUCAGCGUGCAAUAAGAUAAUAAUAAUAUGAUGAUAACGGCACCGUUGUUUUCUCCUACAUAUUAGACUACUUAAUAGAUGUUUCAAAACUACUAUAGUGCAAUUUAGACAACGUUAAUCAGCCCCUGUUUAAAGUCAGUAGCCCCAGUUCGUCUUCCGGUGGUCAACAUGUCAAUAGAAUGUUACAGACCAUGGCAACGAUGCGACUUGAGUUACGCAGGUGCAAUGCGGCUGCAUUAGAUCAACAAUCGCCCAAAUAUUGUUACCAGAUGAUUUGUAUUGCUGUGAUAUCACUGAUACGAUUAUCCAAUAAUGACGUGUCAUUGAAAAGUUUUUUGCAUUUAUAAGGACAGAAUAAAGUCCCAUCAGUGUGAUAUAGAACAUAAAAUAUGGCCUAGGUAGAAUACUAGUUAAGUCUGGAUAAGAAAAUCUGAGCACUUUCUCACAUAAACCUACCCAACAAAAACUGCAGUAUCAAUGCAAAUGCUUUAAGCAUGCAAUAUUCAUAUUUCAAAUAUUAGAAUAACAAUUUUCUAACAAACUAUAUGAUUCACAAACAACAUCAGAGUGAUUGCAUAGGCAGUAUAUAGUGUAUCAGUUUGGAUGGGUAGUGUGUACUCAACAGAUAUCAACUGUUGCUACCCAGUUUGAAAAUACAUUGUUUUACUAUUUUUCUACAAAAUUAUAAAUCAAUUAUUUUUUUGGAGAUGUAGAUCUACAAGUUUAAGCGCAAUAUUCCAAAGGAAACAUUAUAAAAACUUAAAAUACAGAAUUGCAAAGACAUUUUGAGGAUCUGUCAGAUUUGCUCCAUAAUGCUACAGAAGAUGUCAACUUUUUCCAGCUCUACCCAUUCAUUUGUAAAUAGUCCUAGAUUUAUUCACAGUAAAGUUUCACUCAACAACGUUAAUGUGACUGGAAAAGGAAUUGUAAUGUUGCCCAUGCCCAUGAAUUGAACAUCUUGCCCUUUAUUAACAAGCACAAAAAAUCUGAUUGGUGCUUGGUAUCAUCAUCAUUAUCAUGAGUGUUGCUAAAAAAAAACAUAAAAGCACUCCCAUUAGUUGAAAACAAUAUAUCAUUGGUACAGUAUGUCCAUUUAUCCAUAUUUGAUGCUAACAAAUGGGAAAUAUGAUUGAUCAAAUGGAACGUAAUGAAUGUGUUGACAUACGUUGAUGUACUGUUAAUGCUUAUUUUACCAGAUGCAUUUCUCAGAGAUGGAAUGUGUUGAUUGGCCCCUGAGGUUUCUGAAAGAACUGCGGUUUGAAUCAUGUCACGACGAAUGCAGUUGGAUGUAAUAACGCAGAAUUUUGUUGAAAUAAAACCCAAUAAAUUA